Messenger RNA from Linum tenue, 2232 nucleotides. The record is from the annotation of a GenBank genome assembly. NCBI's taxonomy places the organism in Eukaryota, Viridiplantae, Streptophyta, Magnoliopsida, Malpighiales, Linaceae.
AUGUCACGCGUCGUAGCUGACUAUCCCUCUCCCAGUCACGAUACGGUGCCGUUUCGCUCUCCAACUGGACUCGGCCACAUGGAGCUCACCACCGAUCACGACCAACCGCCGCCGCCGUCGCGCCGCCGCUUCGGCCUCUCCCCCACACUCGGCCAGCUCCUCAAGCAAGUCGGCGACGUCCGGAAGGAAUCCACCGGCGACGGUGGCGAGACUCCCGACCACCAGGUCCUCGACCUCGGCGGCGAUUCCGUCCCCCGCUCCAUCCCCUUCGUCCUCUCCUUCUCCAACCUCACAUACAGCGUCCGCACCCGCCGCCGCAACCGCAUCGCCGCCGGAGACACCUCGGGUGUGUUCACCAGGACGAAGACGCUCCUCGACGACAUCUCCGGCGAGACCCGCGACGGCGAGAUCAUGGCGGUGCUCGGCGCCAGCGGCUCCGGCAAAUCGACCUUAAUCGACGCCCUGGCGAAUCGAAUCGCGAAGGAAUCGCUGAAGGGGACGGUGAAUUUGAACGGCGAGGCGCUCGAUUCUCGAUUGCUGAAGGUGAUCUCCGCCUACGUCCAGCAGGACGAUCUCCUCUACCCGAUGCUCACCGUCGAGGAGACGCUGAUGUUCUCCGCCGAAUUCCGCCUCCCGCGGAGUUUGUCGAAUUCCAAGAAGAAAGCCAGAGUCCAAGCCCUAAUCGACCAGCUCGGCCUCCGCAACGCGGCGAAGACGGUAAUCGGAGACGAAGGCCACCGCGGCGUCUCCGGCGGCGAGCGCCGCCGCGUCUCGAUCGGAAUCGACAUAAUCCACGACCCGAUCAUCCUCUUCCUCGACGAGCCGACCUCGGGCCUCGACUCCACCAGCGCGUUCAUGGUCGUCAAAGUCCUCCAGCGAAUCGCCCAAUCCGGCAGCAUCGUCGUGAUGUCGGUUCACCAGCCGAGCUACCGGAUCCUCGGGUUGCUCGACCGCUUGCUCUUCCUCUCCCGCGGUCGAACCGUCUACAGCGGGUCGCCCGCCCAACUACCCGGUUUCUUCUCGGAUUUCGGGCGCCCGAUACCCGAAAACGAGAACCGGACCGAAUUCGCUCUGGAUCUCAUCCGCGAGCUCGAAGGCUCCCCUGGCGGCGGCGGCGGCACCAAAUCCCUAGUCGAAUUCAACAAACACUGGCAAAUCCAAACCACAAAAAACGACGGCUGCUUGAUUAACCCUCAGAUCUCGCUCAAGGAGGCCAUCUCCGCGAGCAUCUCGAGGGGAAAGCUCGCGACCAGCGACGCCGCCGCCGGCUCGGCAUCGCUGGUCCCGACCUUCGCGAACCCGAUCUGGAAGGAGAUGGCGGUGCUCUCCGCCAGAUCGGUGACGAACUCCCGCCGGAUGCCGGAGCUAUUCGGCAUCCGGCUGGGAGCCGUGGUGGUGACGGGGUUCAUCCUCGCCACCAUGUUCUGGCACCUCGACAAUUCCCCAAAAGGAGUCCAGGAGCGGCUGGGCUUCUUCGCCUUCGCGAUGUCGACGACGUUCUACACCUGCGCCGACGCGCUCCCCGUGUUCCUCCAGGAGCGUUACAUCUACCUCCGGGAGACCGCGCACAACGCGUACCGUAGAUCCUCCUACGUCCUCUCCCACGCGCUGGUUUCGUUCCCGGCCAUUGCGUUUCUAUCGAUCACCUUCGCCGCGACGACGUUUUGGGCCGUGGGCCUGGACGGCGGGUUCUCGGGCUUUUUGUUCUACUUCUUCGUGAUCCUCGCGUCGUUUUGGGCCGGGAACUCGUUUGUGACUUUCCUAUCCGGCGUCGUUCCGCAUGUGAUGCUGGGUUACACGAUCGUGGUGGCGAUUCUGGCCUACUUUUUGCUGUUUAGCGGGUUUUUCAUAACCCGGGACCGAAUACCCGAUUACUGGAUUUGGUUUCAUUAUAUGUCGCUGGUGAAGUAUCCAUACGAGGCCGUUUUGCAGAACGAGUUUCAGGACCCGAACAAGUGCUUUGUGAGAGGGGUGCAGAUUUUCGACAACUCGCCGUUGGCGGCGCUGCCGGCGGCGAUGAAGCUCCGGUUGUUGAGGAAUAUAAGCGGGUCGAUGGGGGUGAAUAUCACGGCGACGACUUGUUUGACGACGGGGAGGGAUAUAUUGGUGCAGCAAGGGGUGACGGAUCUGGGGAAGUGGGAGUGCUUGGUGGUGACGGUGGCGUGGGGGUUUUUUUUCAGGGUUUUGUUUUACUUUGCUUUGUUACUGGGGAGUAAGAACAAGAGGAGGUAA